GAUUUGGUACCACUAUGGCUGAGCAGGCUGAACUUGCGUUCGUGACAACAUUUCUAAACACGAUAACAUCGCAGCCCGUCGCGUACCCUGAUGACUACCACCAGCCGCCUGAGAACUCGUUGAAGAAGGUGCCUGUGCUACAGGUACCGCUGCCUGCACUGCCCCAGCGGAAACAAGAAGAGGCAGGAUCGUCAUCAUCGGCGAUUACCCUCACCUUCAAAUCGCUCAAACCCGCUUCAUCGACAACCCUCAGAGUAUUUCCCUCUGAUACCGUUCUUUCUAUCAAAUCCCAGCUCUCUCCAGCAAAUCCAGCUGCUGUUCGUCUCCUGCUCAAAGGCAAGGCCCUCGCUGACAAUAAGCUCCUGCUCGAGUACCCUGUUCACGACGGCGACGUUGUCAAUCUCAUUCUCAAAGACACUCCCCCUGUAAUUGCUGCACCCACUCCAAUGAAGCCAGCACCUAUCACCAUCGCCACCCCCGCUGCACCCUCUCGUCAUACCCGUAUCCCAUCCGUCGUGCUCUCGCCUUCUCCAUCUCCAUCGGCGGAAAGGCCUGCCGACAUCUCCCUUUCCCUCGAUACCAACCCCCCUUCACCCACACGUCCUUCUACCUCUACAUAUCACCACACGCUUGCCAAACCAGAGAUGUGGGACCGGCUGUAUUCCUUCCUGAGAUCAGAAUUCACCACAGAUUCGGAUGCCCAACAGGCUUUCGAAGACUUUCUGCGCGCAGGCAAGACGGCUCUCACUGCCAACGAGGUCGCGCGCAUUAGAGAUCAUGUUGGUGUCGUAGGAAUGGCGGGGACGUAGCCAGUUUGAUUGUUAAAUAAUAGUACAAUAGUAUACUCGCUUUGUUCAAAGAAGGUAACAAUGUUUCAGACAAAUGGAACGCAUGGCCUAC
Molecule: messenger RNA, 900 nt
Organism: Guyanagaster necrorhizus
Lineage: Eukaryota; Fungi; Basidiomycota; Agaricomycetes; Agaricales; Physalacriaceae
Exons: 4
Coding region: 15-809 (264 amino acids)
Molecular function (GO): protein binding
Source: RefSeq, a predicted model, not a curated record